GAAAAAUAAACAAAUUUUGCUGAUUGGUUGCUCUAAUUUUCACAGCCCGAAAUCAUAGGCUGACCUUUCGUGCGAUCUUGUAAGCAGAGCAUUGAAUGAAUGCCUUUGCCUUUCCCUUUCCUGUUUUGCUGCCCGCCAUUCUCCCUUUCCGCCGGUCCCUUCCCUUUUAACUUCCUCCCUCUCUUCCUCUUCUUCUUUUUCUUCUUCAUUCACUUCCCCUUUCUCGGUGCGAUUCAUAUCGUACCUCCCCCUUCCCCUUUCCUCACUUGGGUUCUCCCCUUUUUCUUUGAUCUUCAUCCCUUUUACUUUCUCUCCCAUUUCCCUCUCUUGGAUUCUCUCAAUCUUCCCUUUUUCCCAUUUCCUCACUUGGGUUCUCCCUACAUUUCCCUUUUUGAGACUUCUUUGUCCAUUCUCAUUCUUUGUAUUGCCUCUUUUUUGGAAACAGGGGAACCCCAUUAAUGGCUAGCUACCGAACUUUAAUGACCUCUUAAUCCCUUGGAAGAAUACGGGGAUAGAGAUAGGGCUUUGUUGAUUUCAUUGCGUUUUUUUAAAAAAAUUUAAAAUUUUUUUAUUUUUAUUUUUUUUCUUUAUAAUGGGAAGGGUUAAGCUGAAAAUAAAGAAAUUGGAGAGCACUGGUAGCAGGCAAGUGACUUACUCUAAGAGAAGAAAUGGGAUUAUGAAGAAAGCAAGGGAGCUAGCUAUACUUUGCGAUAUUGAUAUCGUUCUCCUCAUGUUUUCGCCAAGUGGAAAGCCGGCGCUAUAUGAAGGUGAACGCAGCAACAUCGAGGAGGUCAUUACAAAAUUUGCUGAAUUGACUCCACAGGAGAGGGCAAAAAGGAAAAUGGAAAGCCUUGAAGUGUUGAAGAAAACAUUUAAGAAGUUAGACCACGAUGUUAACAUAAAAGAUUUUGUGGGUUCAAGCUCUCAAGAUUUUGAGCAGGAAUUGACCAAUGAAGUUACCAUAUUGCGAGAUCAGAUUGGCGAAGCACAUAAGAGACUGAGCUAUUGGAGGAAUCCUGAUAGUAUCAACAAUAUGGAGCAGCUCCAGCAGAUGGAAGAUCUAAUAAGGGAGUCCUUAAACCAGACACGUCUACACAAGGAAAAUUUAAGAAGACAACAACUACUCUCACAGGACUUCACGGGCCAGUAUUCGGGUGGUGGGAUGUCCUUACCUUUGUUAAUGGACGAAAUGCAAAGUACUCAACCCCUGUUAUGGCUUCCCAACUAUGGCACUCAACAGAUUACUUUACCAAAUGAGCCUAGCUUUCUGCAACCAGGUGAUGUUGAAUGCUCAUUUCCAAGCUAUCCUAGUUUCUUCAACCCUGGGAAAAUUGAAGCUGGAAUCUCCGGUCAUGUUGAUAGCAUGCCACAAGGUGAUGGGGCAUUAAAUGAAUUAAGUGGAACUUCUUGCUCAACAUUGCAACUUGGUGAUCAAUAUCCAUACCCUACAUGUGAUGGUUCCAGCUUCCAAGAUGAAAAGAGACUGAAAAUAGAGAUGGAGAUGAACUUGCAUGCAACUUGUGUGGACACUCAACUAAAUGGAAAGUUGGAGCUCUCUAGAUCUCUAUAUGACGAUGACCAGCAUCCAUGGGUUGCUAUACCAGGGCCUUGUAGCAUUCCAAUGUACCAAAGCAAUGCAUAUCACCAUCCAAAUUGAUUCCAAUCGAAUUUCACCAGUAAUUGGACGGGUAACAGAUUGAAGAAAUGUUCCUCUUGAUUGAUGAAUGAUGUGGUCAGCAUUUUUGUUGGGAUAGCAUCCUUCUCCCAAUUGCCAGUCAAAAGUAUUCGAUAUAUAAUGAGAUCAGAAUGAUCUUCGCUCCUCAUUUUGCCGUUUAACCAAUAUCCUCGACUUGUAAAUACAAUAUAUACGAGAUCAGAGGUUGGUGUUUUAGGUUAGAUUUUCUUUUUUUUCCCUUUCCCUCCUCAUGGAAGAGCUGUAAAAUAUUUGGGGUUUUCUGGUUUCCUUAGCUGUACAUUGAGCUUUGUAAAACAUGGACGCAAAUUUCAUACUUCUUAUAUCAUAUUUCGAGAAAAUUAAAGAAGUCGGCAUGAUUACAAUCUUUCUUUCUCAGUUAAACCAAGUUGCAUACUUUUAUACUACAUUUAUAUAACUGCUACCAUCCUGUACAAUGAUAGUUCCCAUGUCUACAAUCACACAGAUCACACAAUAUUGCACAUAU
Molecule: messenger RNA, 2180 nt
Organism: Benincasa hispida (wax gourd)
Lineage: Eukaryota; Viridiplantae; Streptophyta; Magnoliopsida; Cucurbitales; Cucurbitaceae
Product: agamous-like MADS-box protein AGL65
Molecular function (GO): protein dimerization activity; DNA binding
Source: RefSeq, a predicted model, not a curated record